GCAAACUUGGCAAUGAGAGUGAGAUUCGGAUUUGUCAAUGGAGUCUAGAGUAGUAUCCGCUUUAGGAUCCAUGGAUUUGUCUCAUAUUUUUUCCUGCGGAAACUCACGAAUGGUGAAAUCUCUCAAUGUCGUGAUAAGAAAAUUAAUCGAAAAUGGGAACACAGAAACCUCUUAAUUUUUUUUCUUAAUUUGGGAAGAUUUGAAAAAGAACGGAAGUGAAAUAAAUGUAUUCAAAGUUUGUAAACAAGGUGACAAGAGCUCUAAUGUUUUCUGUGGAUUUCAAAACUUGAAUUAUUAAAUUUUUUAAAAUUAUAUUUUAUCUGAAACAUAAUUCCUAAAAUUUAUUUUGUUAAAAAUAUAUGUAGUUUUUAAUUUGUUAACUUUUACUUCUGCCUCAAACGUUUUAAUUUUAAUGUGAUUCAACUUUUGAGGAUGAAUUCUAAAAAUUCAGCAAUCGAAGGUAUUGAGCAAGCUGCAAUUUCUGUUAUCAGACGUGCUGUUCAACAUGACAGCGAAGGGAGAUAUCCCGCUGCAUUAGCUUGUUAUCAAGAGGGAAUUCAGCUAUUCUUAGACGUAAUCAAAAACACGUCUGAUCAAAAGAAACUUGAACAUUUGCGCCAAAAGGCAACAGAGUACAUGACCAGAGCUGAAAAGAUUAAGCAAAUAGUACAGCAACAAAAAGACGCUGGUUCAUACCACGAACAAAUCCAAGUUCCGAAUAAUGGAGUAGGAUUUAGCUAUGAAAGUAUAGUCAGCAAACAUCUUGACAAAUAUGUAACUCUUGUUGAAAUAGAAGAUCCGUACAUUCGAACUGCUCAUCAAACUUAUAAUUUUUUAAGUUUUUGUGAAGUUCUAGUUAGAUUUUGUCCCGAGUUAAAAAGAAUUCUAUUGGUUACAGGUGCAAGUGACCAAGAUUUUGAAAGUCAACAAUCCAGAUUUCAGUGUAUUAAAAAAAGUUUAGCCGGUUAUGAUAUAGUGCUAGACAUUGACUAUUCAACUACGUUACAUGACCGAGAAAUAAGAUUCAAUAAUGGUUGGAUCAUAAAAAUUGGAAGAGGACUUGAUUACUUUAAACCUGUUAGUAAAUUCAGUAUUGGGUUUAAUGACCAGAAUCUUAAGGCAUGUCAUGAAACAACUAUCGAUAUUUAUUUUAAGCAUUCAUAAUGAUUUUUUGGACAUGAAAUGUAAUGAUAUUUAAUUGCUUAAAUACUGUUUAUAUGUGGUUUUUUGAUAUUCUCCUUACCUUAAAGUAUGACUUGUAAAUAAGUCAUUAACUUUGACAUGUUUUUAUACUUACCCUAAAUGUCUUAAUAGAUUUUAUUAUGACGUUCAUAAUAUAAGUGAUCUAGGCUUGUUAAAAAAUAAAUUUUAUAAAGUACAUAAUAGCUCACUCUUUCCUUAUUUUUUUCACCUCACUUACUGUAAAUAACAGGGAUGUGAUUCUUCCGCAAAUUCGCGGAUUUCCGCUGAAAUUUUUUUUUUGCCCAAGUUAAAAUAUUUUAUGAGGAAUUAAAUUUUUUGUGAAGCGAAAGUAUUGAAGUCCUUAUUCCCCCCUCAAACAUUGAUUUUCGUAUUCACCUGAUUUAAAAGUUGAACGUUGCGAUUCUUAAUCAGGCGAUUUAAAUGUCGUACAUUCCGAUUCUUAUUUACAAGAUUUAAAAAUCCAAUAUCGCGAUUUGUAAUUAUUCGCUUUUAAAACCCUAUGUAGCGAUUCGAAUUCACGCGUGCUUAAAACCUAAUCUCGUGAGUUUUUGCGGUUGUAAUAUCAAACAUCGAUUUUCCUAUUUAUACGUGCUUUAAAAAUUAGACAGUUGGAUUCGUAAUCGCACUAUUUAAAAAUUAUGCAUCAUGAUUCGUAUUUACGUGGUCUAAAAAUUACGCAUCAUGAUUUGUAUUUUCCCAUUUUUAAAAUUCGAUAUAGAGUUUCAUAUUCACGUGAUUUAAAAGCCUCAUUUCCAGAUUCAUAUUCUCUUAAUUUAAAAUCAUGCAUGUGAUUCAUAUUUAUAUAUUCAUGCAAUUUUAAAAUUAAUCAUCGGGAUUUAUAAUCACAUGGUUUACAAGUUUAAAAAUUGCACUUUUUUGUCGAAAUUUUUCUAUAUAUAUAUAUAUUCUUGAAUUUCCUCUUUUUUACUUUCCAACUACUCUCAUCCCUGAAAUAAGGCUUUAUAUUAAAUUUACACCAUUCCUGUAGUUGAUUCUUUCUUGCAAAGUUAAGUAAAAAGUUAUAUGAUGCAAGCAGUCAAUCAUCAUGUGCCUGAUUUCCAGCUUAACUCAGAGUUUCCUUCACAUGACAGUUCUUGUCUAAAAGCAGGCUAGGAAAAUUGGAGGUGAAAAAUCAGGUUUUUGUUACUCAUAUGCCGUUAUGCAUCUGAUGUCAGACGUCACGUGUAAAUUGGGAGUUAGUCUUUUUGUUAAUAUAUCUAUACAAAACUUUUUUAGUUGAGGAUUUUAUUACUUUAAGUUUGGUACUAAAUAAAUUAUUACUAUUCUAUUUAUAUAAAUUAUUACUAUAUUAUUGUUUCCAAAUUAGUUAUUGUAGCAGGCAUUGCUGUUAUUGUGGUAAUAGAUUGCUAUUAUACUACUGAUAUAGAUACUGUGGCAAUAAUUUUGUAUUAAUAAAUAUGGAAAUUGGGCAGUGCGAAUAAAUUCAAUUUUGAUUUAUUUAGAUAUAAUCUGUUCAUCUAAAAAAGUUGCUUGAAAGCCAAAUUAUGGGUUACAUAAAAAAACAAUUUUAUGGUUUAUUGGUAAAAACUUUAUCCCAAUAAUGGUUCUUUGUACUAUUAUACCCUAGCAUUGAAGGGAACUCUUUUAAGAGUCCCUUAUUUAUGAUCUUCCGAUGGUAUAUGGACUAUAUUAAUGAUAGCUUUUAUUCAAUCUAGAGAAAAUAACUAAUUAAAUAGAAUUUUAAAGCCCAUUAUGAAAUAAUUAACUUUAAUAAUCAAGGAGGUAUUUUUUAGAUGAUAAUUAAAGUCUUGAUAAAUGCGAUUUAUGAUAAUGAGAACAGAAAACACUUUCUAUUUAAAAAUGAUUAUUGGGAAAUAUUUUUUUUUACAAACUUGGACUUAAUGUAUCUUACUUAUUUGUUUCAGUGUAUUAGUUUAAUUGAAAUAAAAUAUAAUUUUUUUUUAAUGCAGUUGGUGAAAGAAAUAAUCCUAAAUAUCAUAUGGAAUUAGGUAUUAAUUUUUAUUUAAAAACAUUUGAUUCACGAUAAUAGAAAAAAUCAAAUAAUUUUAUUUAGUAAGCCAAACAAAAAAAUUCUUUUAUUACUGAAAAAGAUUAUUUUUAAAGUAAUUACAAUACUGAUUUUUUUUUAAAUAUAUAUAUUGAUUGCAAAGGAAAUUUUAUAUGUUGUAGUUUAGUACCAAUUUCAUAAAACCUCUAUGAUUACUAUGAAUUUUAAUGUUAUGCUUAAAAAAUAAAUAGUUCUUAUUCUGAAAAUUAUUUCUCCCCUUUUUGUACGAAAAUUUUGAAAUAAUAUACUUAAUUUUUUAAUAUUUACAUAUUUUGUUUGUGAAAAAAUUACUUAGUAUUUUUAUUUCUUGUUCAAAUAUGUUUGUUUUUUAGAAGGACUUACUAUGAAGUUUCAAAAUUUCAAUAAAGAGAUUCAUCUUAGAAGAAUCUGAGUUUCUUAAAUAGGAAAUGUUCUUAGAUUGACAAACAUUAUUUUUUUAAGUGUUACUAACUUUGUACAUUGUAAAAUUUAUAUUUUGUUAUUGAUUUUAUUUUGAGAAAGCACUGGCUGAUGCUUGACACAAUGCUGUUUAUUAUAUGUUAAAAUAUUAAAGUCUACAGAUUUAAUAAACAAGUGCCUUCUUUA
Messenger RNA from Parasteatoda tepidariorum (common house spider), 3817 nucleotides. RefSeq names its product MIT domain-containing protein 1. Lineage: Eukaryota; Metazoa; Arthropoda; Arachnida; Araneae; Theridiidae. The record is from RefSeq and is a predicted model, not a curated record.